AUGGACAUCAGCAAUGACCAUGACUACCUGCACCUACUACCUGAGGACGAAGGAGGAGGGAGAGUGGGAGGAGGUGGCGGUGGUGGUGGAGAAGAAGUCUUUGGCGUUGGCCUGCUGCGCCAGGUUCUCCGCUGCAGCUUCGAGGGCAUACAACAGCUUGGCGCCGCCAUGGCUGACAUCGUCCCGUCCACCACCGGCACAGAUGCUCCGGACGAGUUGGAGUUUGCUGGUGGCGGAGACGACCCAGAGUUUGUGGCGCUCGGCACUGCCAUUGUGGCUAACACAGCCGACAUCAUCUUGAGAAUGGCCGGCGGUGACGAAAAGGAGGAGGACGAAGAGGUAGAAGAGGAGGAGGACUCAGAAGACUAUGAUGCUGAGGAGGAAGAGGAGACGCUGGAGACGGUGGAGGCGCCGUCCGACGGCAGCGAUUGCCGAUCUGUCUGGACGAUGACACGGUAG
Aegilops tauschii subsp. strangulata is the source of this 459-nucleotide messenger RNA. Lineage: Eukaryota; Viridiplantae; Streptophyta; Magnoliopsida; Poales; Poaceae. The record is from RefSeq and is a predicted model, not a curated record.